Messenger RNA from Temnothorax curvispinosus, 927 nucleotides. Its product is annotated as peptidoglycan recognition protein-like. Gene Ontology annotation, molecular function: N-acetylmuramoyl-L-alanine amidase activity; zinc ion binding; peptidoglycan binding. Lineage: Eukaryota; Metazoa; Arthropoda; Insecta; Hymenoptera; Formicidae. Gene Ontology annotation, biological process: peptidoglycan catabolic process; innate immune response. The coding region runs from base 1 to 630 and encodes 209 amino acids. The record is from RefSeq and is a predicted model, not a curated record. The transcript is spliced from 4 exons.
AUGAGGGAUUUUAUAGUGCCUUCAGCCCCACCUUUGGGCUAUAUGACACUGUAUUAUUUUGGAUUGAAUAUUUUAGUAGAGCCAGCACGGGUCAAUUGUCCGAAUAUCAUCAGCAGAAGCCAAUGGACCACUGUCCCCGUUACGCAUGUCAAUUAUUUAAUAGUACCGAUACCUUACGUGACAAUACAUCAUACAGAAUUCAGUCCGGAAUGUAAUUCGCGCGAGACGUGCUCAAGUCGCGUCAACAACAUUCGCGAGCAUCAUAUGAACAAUUUAGAAUGGAACGACAUCGGUUACUCAUUCCUGAUUGGCGGAGAUGGAAAUGUAUACGAGGGAUGCGGAUGGACACACGAAGGAGCACAUACGUACGGAUACAAUAAAAAAUCUGUCGGUAUAGCUUUCAUUGGGAAUUUUGAGCACGAAAAUGCCAGCCAGAUCAUGUUAAACGCCGCACACCAAUUAAUCCUGUGUGGAAAACACUUGGGUAUUCUUCGAAGCGAUGUACGCGUGGUCGGUGCACGACAGGUGAGUUCAACAGACAAUCCUGGAAAGAAGCUCUACGCCCAAAUUCAAAGUUGGCCUGAAUGGGAUAGCAGUCGCAUGGACCUCGGCCACCUCGUAUGGCAGUAGACGAGCGUUUUGAAAGCGGACACUCUCGAUAAAAUGGAAAUGUCUAAUCCCGUUUCGUAACGAAUAGGAUAAUUUAUCUUAAUUUAAUUUGUUCAAUUCGUAAUCCUCAACUUAAAAGUCGUGACGCAGAAUCUAUUCUCUAUUUCUAUGACAGAGCUCGAGCCUUUUUAACAAAAUUUUGGGGGGGAAUUUCGCUGUUCUUGUCCCGUAGCAUCGUUGCAAUCCAUUGGCAAAAUUAACGAAAAGCAUGACGAAUGUAUAAAGACCGUAAGAAAUAUACGUCAAUGUUCGAGGUAA